Molecule: messenger RNA, 1885 nt
Organism: Neocloeon triangulifer
Lineage: Eukaryota; Metazoa; Arthropoda; Insecta; Ephemeroptera; Baetidae
Product: CTTNBP2 N-terminal-like protein
Exons: 11
Coding region: 140-1462 (440 amino acids)
Source: RefSeq, a predicted model, not a curated record
CAUCAGACGGAAGGGAAGUGAAAACAUGGCGGUGUAGUCUGGAGGGUUUGUGAUCGCAGCAGCAGGGAUGUGCUGAGAGGCACGGUUAUGGUCUGUCCGCACCAUUUUACGGCCGCCGAAACCAGUGCAUGACCCGAGAAUGCAAACCCAGGAGCAGGAAAAGCUGUCCAGCAGCACGCUGAAGAGGAACCCAAAAAUGGACCUGAGCAGCACCGACUUGCUGAAGCUGCUGAGCCACCUGGAGGGCGAGCUGCAGGCCAGGGACGUUGCGAUUGCCGUUCUGAAGUCGGAAAAGGUGAAGCAAAUGCUCGUACAAAACCGCUUCCGGUCUCCAGCAGCCCAGUCGGAGCCGAUGGCCGCCCUUCAGAGGGACAGCACGCAGGUCAAGGACUCGAGGGUGGACGAGACCCAAAUCAGAGCCCUGGCGGACCGACAGGUUGCCUCCAUCGAAAAUCUCAUCAGGCAAAACAGGAAAAUGCAAAUUCACAUGGCCAAAAUCCUCAAGGACGCCGAGGAUAGACACAGAAAGGUGGUGCAGGAGUUGGAGGAGGAAAAGUGCAAACAUGAGCAUGACACGGCACAAGGGGAUGAUAUCACUUAUGGGUUAGAAAAGGACAGAACUCGAUUGAAGCAGGAACUCGAUAUCGAAAGAUUGGCGAAAAAGAAACUGGAAAAAGAACUGAAAAAAGCUUCGGAGCUGGCGGAAGAGGAGCGAGAAAAGCAGAAACAAAUUGUUCUGAUUUUACUGGAGGAUCGGAAAAAAGCCAUCAUGAAGUACAUUGAGGAGAGAAAACGGUCAGAAGAUUUAGCACAAAUUCUAAGUGAGGAAAAGGGUCGAGUCGACUCUAUGGCCGAAGGACUGGAGGAGGAGAGCAAAAAGGCUUUGCAGAUGGAGGCCGAGCUCGAAAAGCACUUGGCCGAGUUUGACACCGAGCGGCAGCAAUUGAAGGCAGCAGUAGCAAAAGAGGAGAAAAGAGCCCGAGAGGCAGAAAUCGAGUUGGAGGCCCUGAAGCGGAAGUACAUGGACGGUGCUGCCGGCCAGUCGGCAACAAUGAGGCCUCGACCUGGUGUUGCGCCUCAGCUGGUGCCCAAACCUGCCAAUUUGACCGCAGCUGGCAUGACAAGCAGCGUUGUCUCAAAAGUCGUCCAGCCGACUGCUACCGUUUCUAGUGUUCCUGUCUGCGCACCAACUACAGGGAUUGCAAGGUCCGUGUCUCCAGGCCAGACAUUGCGACCUGCUGAUGCAGCACAGCCAAACCAGAACAUCCCCACUAGUCCAAAGUUAUCUCCUGUGACAAAUUUGAUGCCCUCAACCGCAACGGCUCCGGCCGUUAGCCCAGUAGCCAAAAAAGUUGCCCCAGUCGUACGCGGGACCCCUCCUCCGGUGCCGCCUAACAAGCCCGUCAUUCCACCCAAGAAGCCAACCGACCUAGAUCCUAAGACGAGCAAGGUUCUGUCAUGACUUCAGAACAGAAAUUCCACAGCUCCGGACUGAACUUACUCAUGUAUGUAAAAGCGAUUUGCGAAACAUUUCCAAGUGCGGAAACUUCCACCUCCGAUUGGGCACUACUUCCAUAGGUAUAUUAUUUGGAUUCCAACUUUACUUUGACAAGAACACAGGGUGCAUUUUCUCACAUUCGAUCAACCCUGCAGCUGAUUUUACCUGCCACGUUUACUACCCCAUCAGAGACAUGUCGGAACUUUUUUUAGUUCGCAACUUUUCACGAAAGGUCUCGAAACAAUUUUCACUGUUUGUGAUACUGCAUUUUUUAAAUUAAUUCUCUUUAAAAGAAGACAUAUCCAACUUUUUUAUUGUAUUGAUUUACUUUUAGCUCAGAAGUUUAAUCAAAGGGCAACUUUUCGCAAUGGUCAUAAUUGCUACUUA